GGUCCCGUCUUUUGUUCCCAUUCAUAAAGCCACUUGAGGAGCCCGGAGACGCGCCGCCGUAAAAACGGUUCACACUCCCUCUGCUCAGCGAAAGGACUGCUGGCCCUUUAAGGGUUAUGUAGCAGGGGCCAGCCGAUGUAGGACGAGCCGAGCCGACCGUGCGUCUCUGCCUGUCCGCUGCCAUCCCCAUCAUGGCCUCCACACAGCCGCCACCGACGCCACCGAGGAUGCACCGAGCAGCCAGCGGCCCUUCCCUUCCCGCAGCGGAGACGGACGUCAAGCCGAAGCAGAGGCACCGGUAGAGGCGAGCCGCGCCGGGGAGAGCCGCCUCACGACCAUCCCAUGCCACCCCGGUCUCCUCCAUGCCUUCGUCUAAAGCCAAGUACAGCUAUUCGAUAAAGACGGGUGCGAACCCGGGCGGCGGCGGAGGAGGCGGCGGCGGCAGCGGCAGCAGAAACAUGACAACGAGCAGGGAUUAUUCUGUAAAUCUGUCGGUGCAGCAAGUGCUUAGCCUUUGGGUGCAGGGAACGACGCUGCAGGACUUCACAGAGAUGUGGUACUGGGUGUUCCUGUGGUGUCUCUUCUCCUCGCUCUUUGUCCACGGUGCGGUGGGGCUGCUCAUGCUAGUCAUGCUGCAGCGCCACAAGCGGGGCCGCCUCAUCACGCUGGUGCUGGUCAGCGUGGGUUUCCUGGCCUCCCUGUCCGGAGGCGCCGUCACCAGCGCGGCGGUGGCCGGCGUUUACCGCGUGGCGGGGAAGGACAUGGCGCCGCUGCAGGCUCUGGUGUUCGGCGUGGGCCAGACCGCCCUCUCCGUCAUCAUAUCCUUCUCACGCGUCCUGGCCACUCUGUGAAGACGAGCCCACGGCGAGGUGAAAAGACGGGACGCCGACAGACACGCGAGAGCAGAGACUCAAAAGCCCGCUCACCGCGGCCUGCUGUUUGUGGAAGCAGAGGAGGGAAGGGAGGCAGAGAUGCUCCGGACCUUUGGCGCUGGAUGCGGGACAGAGCGCCUCCCAGUGUCUCUGUACUCUUACUGCCACAAUCACGCUGCAGUUCAGGAGCAAAGAGCAUCGCCAGGCAGAGACUCGUCCUCGGCUUCUGGACCUGAAAGCCAUGCCUCUGUGUUUCAUGUCACUUCUUUGUGCCAAAAGCCUUCUUCCUCCGGGACAACCAGAUGCCUCUGCAGCCACUGACUCUUGAAGGCUUUGUGUUGCGCUCGUUGGAGGGGGGAGGAAAAAAAUAUAUAAUAAUCUAUUUUUAAAAAGUGACGACCCCGUAAUCAUGAUCCGAUCUGGUGAUCAAUGACGACGUUUGUGUCAAGGGAGCGACGACCCAACAGUGUUCAUCAGCAAACCUCUUUCAUCAGUGUCAAACAGCCGCCUCGUCUCUUGGGCCUACGUACAGAUUAUCACACAGUCGCUCCUUCUCUGAUGUGAAAUGACUUCAAAGCUGCAGCGUCCAACUCCGGGAGCGAGGUCAAGCUUUGAAUUUUGCACCUUGUAAAGAGAGACGUUGUGAAGACGGUGGAGGUGGAGGAGAAAAACCAGCAUCAGUGCGACGUUUUGCGUUGUCUUGUGUCGAUUUGUCGAGUGCCAACAAGAAACUCUGAGGAGGGAGACGAGAGGACCACUGUGAUGUCUCUGUACUCUGAAUAUGAAGACAGUUAGCUUAGCAUAAAGACCGGAAACGAGGAGGAACAGCUAGCCUAUGCUAAGCACCCACCAACCACCAGUAAACAUCAGUUUAUCAGAUUUAAAAAUCCAUAUAAAAAUAUAUUACAUACUGUUUCCAGUCUUUAUGCUAAGCUAAGCUAAGCUAAGCUAAUCAUCUUCCAGCUCCAGCUUCAUAUUCACAGUAGACAUCAGGGCUUCAGGGCCCCAAUUUCUUGUCAAAAUGUUCUAUCAAACUAGACGGAGCAAGAUCCUGACGAUCCCUCAGUUAGAGAUCCGAUGUUUUUUUUUUUUAAUUUGCUUUGAUUCAAGAUUCAAGCUUAAAAAAAGUUGUGCUUUUGUUGUUUUGCCGCUUGAGGUUUAGCUCUGACAUAUUUCCAAACAUACUAUCCUGUGAGGGUUUUCCGUCUGCACUGCUACUGCUACAUCCCCCAAACCCUGUGGGAAGCCGGCCGUCACCCUCUCCUCCAUGGUUCCAUCUGUCAACCCAUGUUCCUUAAGUUUAACUUUGCACGUUGCACUGGAUUUAAUCAGCCUUAGUUUUUAGCACGGUGUGCAUUGAUUCUGCUCUGGUGUGACUCAGUCCUGUAAACAAAGUCAUUACACACGGAAAAAGGUGAAAACAGGAGAGUAGAAGAAUGUGCUUGAAGUUACUGUAUUUCCUCACCACUGAUAGUUUCAAGUUUAAUGCUCAUCACUUCUUCUCCUCGAGAGUUAACGCAGGGUGAGAGGAGUGAGGUUGAAAUGCCAAAGUAUCGCUCACAUUUUUAGCUUUAUUCAUCCUGUUGUGUUUAUUCAGUCGUUUGAUUCAGUUUUUAGGAACAUUUGCACUUUGGUAUCCGGACAGUUACAAUGGUGUUUGCGUGUUUUAAAGGUAAAUUAUGUAAUGGACACAGCUCACCGUCAGUACCAGCUUAGCACACAUGAGGGCGAUAUUGCACUUAAAUGGAAGUGGCAGCAGGAGCCUGGAUGCCUGAGAGAUGAUUGUGGAUUUGCAAAGUGUUUUAAUUUAAUGAUUUAAAGAGAAAAAUAAAGUAAAAUUAAUAUUUGUAAGGGGAAAAAAAAUAAAUAAAUAAGAAGUCACGCGCCACUGUCGUUUUAAUCCACUGGAUGGUCGAAUGUUUCAGCUCUAUUUUCAGGGACCAAACUUGAGCCGCUGCUUAUGACUCACCUGCUGUCAUAGCAAUGAAAUCUGUGUGAAGCAUUUUUUUUUUUUUUUGGGAUUGGGGGGUCAGUUUCUGCAUGUUUGUACGUUUGACUCAUAGGAGACGUGAGUGGUGUUGUUGUUGUUUGGUUGUGCAUGUGCGUAGUAACGGCAUCCCCUCACUGUAAGGGUGUCGCUAAAGGACGAGGACCUAAUUAAUAGGUGGGAGACUAAUAAAAAUGUGUUUUUAUUUUCGCCAAUAAAACUGCAAGAACUGGACUCGAGUUGUUAGGUCGGUGCAUCCUCUGUAAAUAGUCGCGCUUCAACCAGGAGAGUGUGAACAAACUAACCACUGAACAGUGUUUUAAUUAAUCCACGUAUUCACACCCACGAUCAGUCAUGAUGAAUAUUACUACUCCCUGCUCCAGGUUCUGUGACUCAGACGUGGCUGUGUGAGCGUGUACCACCACAUCUAAAGAGACAACAAAUAAGAUGCCUGUAGACUUAAAAAAAAAAACAACAACAGAAAAACGCCGUCGCUCUUCGGCGAGACACCCAGCUUAGUAAUAAUCCUGUCCAAACGCCACAUAUUCAACCCCCCGGACAAAUACUGUGUAUCGGCCGAGUCUGCAGCUCACGUGAUGACGUGUGAAUGGAUACAUACAUGGACAAUCCAACCAGAGACAAUGAUGUACAAAAAAAAAGAAACAACCCAAAGUGGCACUUGUAGAUAAUGUACAAAAUGUUCUUUUUUUUAAUUUUGUACCAGCCAAACUGCUGAUAUUUAUAACUAUUGACUAUUUAUGUACAAACUGUCCUGUACAUACUCAACAGUCGGUUGAAAUAAAAAUCUUUUGCAAUAUAAA
Molecule: messenger RNA, 3680 nt
Organism: Mugil cephalus (flathead mullet)
Lineage: Eukaryota; Metazoa; Chordata; Actinopteri; Mugiliformes; Mugilidae
Gene: tmem170b
Product: transmembrane protein 170B
Exons: 3
Coding region: 363-851 (162 amino acids)
Biological process (GO): negative regulation of canonical Wnt signaling pathway
Cellular component (GO): plasma membrane
Source: RefSeq, a predicted model, not a curated record